Suillus bovinus is the source of this 720-nucleotide messenger RNA. RefSeq lists its product as uncharacterized. Gene Ontology annotation, molecular function: protein binding. Lineage: Eukaryota; Fungi; Basidiomycota; Agaricomycetes; Boletales; Suillaceae. The transcript is spliced from 4 exons. The coding region runs from base 1 to 720 and encodes 239 amino acids. The record is from RefSeq and is a predicted model, not a curated record.
AUGCCAGUCCCAGCACAAGUUCAACCAGGAAAGAACAUUUGGGUAGCUGCAGGCGAUGGCGAUUUACUUAGGGUUCGGGUACGUAACCUGUCUUCGCUUACGGUAGGACUGAUCCGGUUCCUCCCAGCCACGUCGCCCAAUGCUCCUGAUGAAUUCACAUAUACUCCCAUGCACGCUGCGGCGUCAUACGGGCAGCUUGAGACCCUAGCAUACCUAUUCUCUCAAGGUGGAGAUGUUAAUAUCACCGAUGAAGACGGGGAUACACCGCUAUAUGUAGUUGAAGAUACCGAGACGGCACAAUGGCUAUUGGACCACGGAUCUACCUUAGACCAUCGGAACAAUGAUGGUGCCUCCGUGCGUGAGCUAGGAUACACACAGCCUAUUGAAUAUUUGCAAGAAAACUUUCCAGAAAUUGCUGCAUAUCUGCAGUCGCGCCUAAAUCCUUCCUCAUGUACGAUCCCUGAAGCGGUGUCACCCUCGCGACCUUCUCAAUAUCAGCAAAACAUCGCGACAGAAUCCCUCACGUCAUCGCUCAUGCAGUCUGUUCAUGAUAUCAUGCAGCGGUCUGAAGCAGACGGUCGGGAUCCUGAUGAGGAGCUGAGACAAGUCGUUGGCAGAACAGUAUUAGAAGGGGUAAUAGCAGGGUAUGAGAUGACAACGGAUAGUAGCGAUGUUCAAGCUAAUGGAGUCAAGAGACCUCGAACGGAUGGUAAUAAUUAA